AUGGGAACUGCUGGAUUGGCGCUUGCUACUUUCCUCUGCUUGUCCUCAUCCUUUCUCAGCAAAACCGUUGAGGCCACCGCGUUGACUUACACCGUUGCAGCUCAUGAGAAGGCUUGCUUCUAUACAUGGGUAGAUGUUCCCAAGAAAAAGGUUGCAUUUUACUUUGCGGUCCAAUCUGGCGGAGCUUUUGACAUUGAUGUCGAUGUCCGGGAUCCUAAGGACAAACAGAUCCUGAGCUUGGAGAAGGAUCGUCAGGGCGAUUAUGUCUUUACAGCGAAUGAAGUUGGAGAGUACUCGUUCUGUUUCUCGAACGACAUGUCGACGUUUGCAGAGAAAUCGAUCGACUUCGAGAUCUCGGUCGAGAAUGAGAAGCGACCAGCUCAAGCUGAUCAAAAGGAAAAGGGCGCAGGACCUCAAGCUCAAGCAGAUGCGAUGGAUGAAUCUUUAUUUAGACUUUCGAGUGAGCUGUUGAAGGUUGAUCGGAUGCAAAAGUAUUUUGGCACUCGUGAGAGUCGAAACUAUUCGACAGUGUUGUCGACAGAGAGCAGGAUCUAUUGGUUCUCGUUGUCAGAGUCGUUCUUGAUUGUGGCAAUGGCGAUGGUCCAGGUUUAUGUAGUCAGGACCUUCUUUAGCGGAUCGAGAAGAUCUCAUGUUUAA
Molecule: messenger RNA, 657 nt
Organism: Lobosporangium transversale
Lineage: Eukaryota; Fungi; Mortierellomycota; Mortierellomycetes; Mortierellales; Mortierellaceae
Product: emp24/gp25L/p24 family protein
Exons: 2
Coding region: 1-657 (218 amino acids)
Biological process (GO): Golgi organization; intracellular protein transport; protein retention in ER lumen
Cellular component (GO): Golgi apparatus; endoplasmic reticulum-Golgi intermediate compartment; COPII-coated ER to Golgi transport vesicle
Source: RefSeq, a predicted model, not a curated record